Messenger RNA from Halichondria panicea, 2471 nucleotides. RefSeq lists its product as uncharacterized. The transcript has 12 exons. Gene Ontology annotation, cellular component: cytoplasmic side of plasma membrane; actin cytoskeleton. Gene Ontology annotation, molecular function: phospholipid binding; actin binding. Gene Ontology annotation, biological process: cell projection assembly; plasma membrane organization. Lineage: Eukaryota; Metazoa; Porifera; Demospongiae; Suberitida; Halichondriidae. The coding region runs from base 234 to 2282 and encodes 682 amino acids. The record is from RefSeq and is a predicted model, not a curated record.
CACAGAUUACGGAAAUGCAUGUGGAAAGGUAAACAUAUUAAAUCUUGGCCAUGUUGCAAAUUGUGCAGAAUUUACAGAUAGCAUAGCUAGAGCUGGUAGCUCAUCAGCGAGACAAGUUGCAGGUUUUAGUCUAUAAUUAUUGUGAUCAUAUCUGAUCUACUUCUCUACUUCUUCUCUACUGUGGAGUCUGAUUGAUCAUUAACCUCAAGAAUUUCAGCAGAGAGGCUCUAGAGAUGUCUGAAGACCAGAUAACAGUGGGCUCUUUAGGAGAGACCUUCAGAGACAUUCUAUCACAUAUGAAGGGGAGCAUACCGGUUUGGGAGGAAUUUCUGGCGAGAGGGGUCAAGUUCCACAAGCAGUUAGAGCAAACGGUGGUGGCUUUUCACAGUUUUCUCGAGGGGCUUAGUAAGGUGUCUGAUGUCGCGUGUAGAGCUAAAGGAGGUACGAAUGACGUGGGAGCUGGUCUCACUAGUCUGGUCAACUGGCACAAAGGGCAAGAAAUGAAAAUGAAAGAUCUCAACUCUGCUUUACUUACAAAGAUGCUGGCCCCUCUUCAGUCGAGAAUUGAGCAGUGGAAGAAGACAACUGCACUCAUGGACAAAGAGCAUGAUAAAGAGGUCCACAAGGCGGUGAAGGAGAUCAAGGAAGCCUCUAAAGCAGCUGCCAAGACACAGAAAAGCCUGGAGGGAAAGCUAAAAAAAGAUAAGACUGAGAAGGCAACUCUCCUCAAGAAACAGCUGGACAGGCAACGACUGGAACGAGAGCGCCUCCUUCGCGAGACAGAGGAGCGUGAGAAGCAACAGCUGAACAACGCCAUGCUUGAGGAGAGAACCUGGUAUUGUGGGUUUGUGGCUGCCUACAGUAAGAGCCUCGAGAUAGAGUCCAGUAUGUACACUGAAGUGGACAGACUCAACACUUCACUGCAAGACUUGGAGGCAGCCAUCACACAACCUACAGAGCUGCCUGACAUUGCUAAGGAGUUUAUUGAGAACUGGAAGAUCCCAUCGUCAUCCUCGGACACACACAAGCACUAUCACCAUAUUCAUGGCCAGGGCUCAGUGGCAUCACUAAACUCCGCCCACUCUCACACCUCUAUCUCGUCGGCAGGUUCCCACGAGAUCUCCACUCCCGUGGGCGGGAUGGCCUCAUCUGUUGGAUUAUCGGCCACGCCUCCCAAUUCGAGUAUUGGAUCGUCCAUGGCACCUCCGCCUCCUGGACCACCCCCUCCUAUGGGGGGUUCGCAGUUCCCACCCCCUCCACCUGGACCACCCCCACCAAUGGUUCCCGGAGCUCCGCCCCCUCCACCAGGACCACCAGGUGGACAGUUCCCGCCCCCUCCACCAGGACCACCAGGUGGACAAUUCCCGCCCCCUCCACCAGGACCACCAGGUGGACAAUUCCCGCCCCCUCCACCAGGACCACCAGGUGGACAAUUCCCACCCCCUCCACUAGGACCACCAGGUGGACAGUUCCCGCCCCUUCCACCGGGACCACCCCCACCUCCAAUGGCACCUGGAGCUCCAUCUUAUUCGUCAGGUUACCCAGGCUCAAUGUAUCCACCUCCUCCACCGGGACCUCCCCCAAUGGGCGGUUACCCCGGACAACUGCCUCCUCCCCCUCCCGCCAACUUCCCUCCUACCACAUCAGAGUACGCCCACAUCACACAAAGACCUUUGCCCCCUGUUCCCGGCUACGAUAUGGACUGCAUGGCACCCCCUUACAAUCGCACGAGCAUCGUCUCCGUUUCCCCGUCAGAAAUGAGUCUAGCGUCACAUCAGAGCUCAGAGUCGUCUCGCUCUUUAUCACCUCCCAUCGGCCCUAGCUACAGUCCUGGACAAAGCCGGGUACAUCUUGACUCAGUGAGGGAGGCAGAUCCAGGGAAUGAUCUGCAGGCUGCCCUCAUGAACAGACUCAAGCAACGGAAGCUCUCCACUGAAACUUCUGGGAUGAUUGCCACCCUUCCCCGUAAUCAUGCCCCCAACCCCUCCCCCAUGAUGAUGAGGGGAGGACCCCCCGUGUCUCAUCGCCCCCCACGAGGUCCAGGGAGGGGACCAGUCAGGAGUGCCUCCGUCAACAUUCACACACAUGGAUCGUACAAUGAUCGGGUAUCUCCCCUCCUCUAUAACAACAGUCCGAGUCAACCGGCCCAUCACGUCUUCAACCAAAACCACACCCAACAAGGCGAGGCCGGUAGUGACUCAGAUCAUGAAGAAGAAUCCGCUUUUGCCAAAGCUCUUAGGCUGAAAAGACUUAAGAAAACUGUUUCAGUGGAUGGCUAUUAGGAUGAUAUGUAUAGUUAUAUUAAUGGAUGUACUCUGAAAGGUUAUAGAUACACACAAUAACUGCAUAUAAUGCUUAAUUAAUUAUAUUAUUAUAAAUAAUUAAUAUCUGAUUGUGUAGAAGAUUAUUUAACAAAGUGUGAGUGUUUUUGUGAUUACAUACGUAUAAAGCUGUUUGUGUGUUUUGUAUAA